Molecule: messenger RNA, 855 nt
Organism: Synchytrium microbalum
Lineage: Eukaryota; Fungi; Chytridiomycota; Chytridiomycetes; Synchytriales; Synchytriaceae
Exons: 10
Coding region: 1-855 (284 amino acids)
Cellular component (GO): cytoplasmic microtubule
Source: RefSeq, a predicted model, not a curated record
AUGGCGGAAGUCAAACGAAUGCGGACCAAGCAAAUGGGUGGAGCUGCCAUAGAAAGUAUACUCAAUCCAUCAAAGGGUCUAAGGGACGAGAUUACGAGACGGGGCGGCGUACCCAAAGAUCAUAAACGAGAGAAUUAUAUGAGAUUGAAGCAAGUACAGGCACAGAACAAGAUCAAACAAGAAGCUGCCGCAAGACCACAACCAGCACCAUUCAAGCUAAAACAGUUUACGGAUGUGCCAUCUAAACUGGCUACUCAGAGAUGCAAUUCACUCGAAUCUAUGGGGGUGCUUUCUUCAGCACUGGAAUAUCUAGUAGAUGGAGAUGGGAGCAGGCCUACAACAAGACCUUCAACAGGUUCAUCAAGGCAUUCUGGAACUAGCUCUGGAGGACGUAGUUUCAUUGCAGUCAACGUCGCAGCAGCAUCACACGCAUCCACAAGGACGCAUCCAACACCUCCCUCUCGUGACUUGAAACGAUCAACACCAGCUGGUCAAGUACCUAAAUACCUACUGGAUCGCAAAAUGGCCUGGGCGAAGAGGGAAGAACAGCGAUUGGCUGCAUUGGAAGCUGACAAGAUACCGCAGGGAAUGAUGUUAAUAUCAGAAACUGAACGUCUUGAUACACUCAGGUUCCUCCAAGAAGUUCGGGAUGGUCUGAUAUCAGAUCUAUCGAGAUUCCCAGUCAUUGUCGAAACGCCAUCCAUGAAGCGCAAACGUGCCGCUAUAGAGACAAAGCUGAAUGAGGUGGAUACAGCGCUGGAUCAUUUUGGGAAGAAGGUUGUUUAUGUGGAGAAGGAGUGGACGGGGAUUGAGUCGUUUGGAGGUGUCGGUGGUGUCGCCAGAGCUGCUGGCUAA